AUGAUUGCUGGACCGUUGGUUGUGCUUGGCAUUGGAAUCGUUUUGUUCAUAAAUCGAAAGAAAUUGCUGUUCGCCUUGAGACGUGCACAUGGUAAAGUUGAUGGCCUUCCAGUCAACAUAAACGACAUUCCUCACACAGAUACACAUGUAAACAUUGCUGCCGACUUGAAUAAUGUCACGUGGUCGAAUGUUCCUUCGUCCUCAACGGAACCUGCUGCCGCACUUGGUUUCGAUGAUCGAAGUGCAGCGCAACAAUGUUUUAAUAUCGAUGAUCUUCGACCAGAUGGUGCAGAAUGUAUUGAUGACGACCCAUUGUACAGCUAUUUAAAAGAGUCAAUAAUCAGCCAAGAUGCGGACGCCAGGAUGAAAAGCGACCCAGAUCAUGUUCAAGAAGACACCAGCUUCUACAUCCCACUUGGUGAUGAUCCACUCUACAGAAGCGUCAAACAAUAUCAACCUUAUCGUACGGAAGAAGGUGCUUGUGGAUUUUCAGCAGAGGAUGUAAACCGUGACAAUGAACUUGAUUCACUUGCGAAAAAUGUUGAUCCUUUGUACUCAACGGUGACAACGAAAGCACGAACUCGUGCAAAUGAGACCUCAAAUGUUGCCGUUGAUUUCAACGAAGAGGACCCUCUCUAUUCAGUGGUGGACAAGAGUAAAAGCAAAGGUGGCGGGAUAUCUGAUUGGAAUAGGCAAGUAUAG
Dreissena polymorpha is the source of this 702-nucleotide messenger RNA. RefSeq lists its product as uncharacterized. Bases 1 to 702 code for a protein of 233 amino acids. The transcript has 9 exons. NCBI's taxonomy places the organism in Eukaryota, Metazoa, Mollusca, Bivalvia, Myida, Dreissenidae. The record is from RefSeq and is a predicted model, not a curated record.